This is a messenger RNA of Phlebotomus papatasi, 1073 nucleotides long. RefSeq names its product trypsin-2-like. NCBI's taxonomy places the organism in Eukaryota, Metazoa, Arthropoda, Insecta, Diptera, Psychodidae. The transcript has 5 exons. The record is from RefSeq and is a predicted model, not a curated record. Gene Ontology annotation, molecular function: serine-type endopeptidase activity. Gene Ontology annotation, biological process: proteolysis. Bases 111 to 989 code for a protein of 292 amino acids.
AGUUGCGAUAACAAAUUGCUUCACUAUGGCUCAGACUUCAAUUUUGAUUGCUGGCCCAUUCAUUGUUUUAUUCCUCGCAGUUCUAGUCGGUAUUUCUCAAAGUUUGUGAAAUGGUGUCUUCUAAAUAUUUUGCAAUACUUGUAUUAGCUUUCACAUAUGACAAUGUGUGGUCGUCAGAGGUUCCACCUGACACAAGAAUAGUGGGUGGUCGACCAGUACAGAGAGACGGUCUGAGACAGCAAGCAUCAAUUCGGUUCAAAAGUUCAGACUCAACUUUUGGCAAUGGUCACGUCUGUGGAGGAAAUCUCAUAUCUAACAACACCGUUCUAACUGCUGCCCACUGUUUUGUUGAUGAUCUGGGGAGACAGACCAGUGUUUCAGACAUUCGUGUUGUUGGUGGCAAUUUACUUCUCACGGAACAAACACCGAAUACAUUCAUUUCUGAUGUGGCGAGAUUAGUUAUUCAUCCUGGAUACAAUAGGAGAACAAAUGCGGAUGACAUUGCCAUCUUAAUUCUGAAGAACAUCGUGCCGGCGAGUCAUUCAAGUUUCCGACCAAUUACCCUCCGGACUGUUCCAAUUGACAGGGAUGCAGUUUGUGAAAUUGCUGGUUGGGGUGCCACAAUGGAAGAUGGCGCGGGAUCCAAUAGCUUACUGGCGGCUAAUGUUUCAAUCAUUGACUUCAACUUCUGCAAUAACACAUACUUGGGUAUCCUGACCAAUGGCAUGGUUUGUGCUGGUCGAAUGGAGGGUGGAGUUGAUUCAUGUCAAGGUGACUCAGGUGGACCACUCGUGUGCAAUGGACUCCUGACGGGUAUCACAUCCUUUGGUACUGGAUGCGCCCGACCCGGUUAUCCUGGUGUCUACACUGCAGUCCACACAUACUAUAGAUGGAUUAUGGCAAAUGCGGCCUCACAAUCUGGAAUUAAUUCUCUUUUCCUGUCCAUUUGUCUCCUUCUUGGUGCCAUAAAUGUCGGAAGGAUGCUGUAGCUAUUUCAUAUCUUUCCGCUAAUUGCAUCAUUUAUUACCUAGAGCACAAUUGGACACAAUCGAUUAAUAAAUUACAUUACGUGA